AUGUAUUCAUGGACACUGCGAGCACGAGGGGGCAGCGAGCGCAGCGAGCUGGCCACGAGGGCGAGAGUGGAGCUACAAGCGGAGCCGGUGGGUGCGAGCACAGACCACGAUGAGACUGAGCCAGUGGAGGUGGAGGGCCAGCCAGCUCGAGUCAAGAGUCAAGAGUGGAGGCCGAUCUGUGAUGCGGCGAUCACGGGGUCGGCGUUCAAGACGAGAUCACAUGAGUUGCCUCGUAGAGCAUGGAUCCGUCGGAGUGUCGAAUCGAUCAGGCGAGCACAUCGGCUAGGCCUUAGGUGGAGGGCGGAGAUCAGGUCCGGGGUGGAGGUCUUCCACAGAGGGGGCACAACGUCAGAGCUGUUCCAGCGCCAAGACAUCCAGGGCAGUGGAGAUGGGCGAUGGGCCGUUCCGGCGCGCGCCGGCGGCAACGGUCGUUGUGGGAUAUUGCCCGCAGAGAGCGGAUCUCCACUCUGCCGGCUCUGCCGCUCACGUCCGUAUUGCCAACUCCCCCCCUCCAACAGGACCGACCACAGGCACAAUAUAUACGCCGCCAAGGACGCAAGGACGCAGAUGGAGAACACAUCGAUCAUGACGCUCCCCUCGUCGUAUGGCGCGACCGACACACGGCCAUCGAGCGACUCGAGCAAGUCUAAGCCAACAGAGCCAACAGAGCCAACAGAGCCAACAGAGCCCGUCCUGCCCACCAUCCAUCCCUCACUUGGCCAUGACAUCAGCAACGGAACGAAUGGAAGUGGACAGGCGUCAAGGAAGGACAGGGGCCAGGCGAACAAGGCCUGGCUGGCCAAAAGCGUGGAUAGCAAACAGGCCAGCCUUAUCUCUGUAGCUAACUGUUUCCUGACUGGGUUCACGAGUGCUGUGGCCUUUAGCGCUUGUUAUAUCUGGCCCGGCUUCCAAACCGGCAACGUUGCCCAACUGGCCAUCAGUCUCGCGCGCGUCUUCGACCCUGCUCCCAUCAGAACGCACGGGUUCCAAAAGGGGGACCAGCAAGCGCUCGUCUCGCUCGUGUGUUUCUGGCUCGGCGCCUCGCUGGGCCGGAUCGGGGCGCGCUUAGGCCCAAAAGCACGCCGGUGGAUCCUCCCCGCGACCUUUUGCCAGGUGGUCCUCACGGUCGUCGCGGCCGUGCUCGUCAUCCCCGAGCCGGACUAUGGCUCCCGCCCCAACCCCAGUUGGGCCGAUGCGCGGGGCAUGGCUGCCCUCGGGUGUCUCUCUGCCGGAUUGGGCAUACAAGGGAUUAUUGGCAAAAGGGUCGGGAGCGAGAUGAACACGACCGUCGUGCUUACGGCGACGUGGGUCGAGAUCUUCAAUGAGCCCGGAUUGUUCACGUUUGGGUUUGUGAAAAGUCGUGAUGCCCGCAUUGCUGGCGUGCUCAUGAUCUUUGUCGGCGCUUUUGUCGGAAGGGCCUUGUUGGGCGUUAUUGGGAGCCAGGGCGCGCUGGGGGUUCUUGCUGGGUUGAGGGCGUUGAGUGCGCUGGGAUGGGCGAUGGUCCCUGCCGCGUGA
Trichosporon asahii var. asahii CBS 2479 is the source of this 1515-nucleotide messenger RNA. RefSeq lists its product as uncharacterized. NCBI's taxonomy places the organism in Eukaryota, Fungi, Basidiomycota, Tremellomycetes, Trichosporonales, Trichosporonaceae. The transcript has 3 exons. The coding region runs from base 1 to 1515 and encodes 504 amino acids. The record is from RefSeq and is a predicted model, not a curated record.